Vitis riparia (riverbank grape) is the source of this 1497-nucleotide messenger RNA. RefSeq names its product abasic site processing protein YobE. Gene Ontology annotation, molecular function: single-stranded DNA binding. The transcript is spliced from 8 exons. Bases 142 to 1320 code for a protein of 392 amino acids. Lineage: Eukaryota; Viridiplantae; Streptophyta; Magnoliopsida; Vitales; Vitaceae. Gene Ontology annotation, biological process: DNA damage response. The record is from RefSeq and is a predicted model, not a curated record.
AGUCGACUCAAAUCUCAAAGCCAACACCCAUCCAACGGCCUGCAAAAAAAAAAACUCACCGCCAAACCACUUCCCGCGCUUCCUCCCUUCACUUCUCGAAGAACUCCGAAGAAGAGAAAAAGGUGAGUAUCGGAGAAAACCAUGUGUGGAAGAGCUCGCUGUACUCUCAGACUAGACAACAUCGCCCGAGCAUGCAACCUCAAUACCCUCCCAACUCAGAAUAUCCAAAUGGACCGGUAUCGGCCGUCGUAUAAUGUGUCACCGGGGGCGAAUCUGCCAGUGGUUCGAAGAGGGGGCGGGACUGAGGGCGAAGAGGCCAUUGUUCAUUGCAUGAAGUGGGGACUUGUUCCUAGCUUCACUAAGAAAUCUGAGAAACCUGAUCAUUACAAGAUGUUCAAUGCUCGGUCUGAGUCAGUAUGUGAAAAGGCUUCUUUUCGGCGUUUAGUUCCUAAGAACCGGUGCCUUGUGGCGGUAGAAGGAUUCUAUGAGUGGAAAAAGGAUGGCUCAAAAAAGCAACCUUACUACAUUCAUCUGAAGGAUGGACGACCUCUUGUUUUUGCUGCUCUUUUUGAUUCAUGGGCAAAUUCUGAAGGAGAGAUUCUCUAUACUUGUACAAUCCUGACGAUUUCUUCAUCAUCUGCCUUACAAUGGUUGCAUGACAGGAUGCCUGUUAUUUUGGGUGACAAGGAGUCGACUGAUGCGUGGCUAAAUGGUUCUUCAUCUUCCCAAUUUAAUACGGUCCUCAAACCAUAUGAAGAUCCAGAUUUGGUAUGGUACCCAGUGACACAGGCAAUGGGCAAGCCAUCUUUCGAGGGACCAGAGUGCAUCAAGGAGAUUCAGUUAAAGAACGAGCAGAGGCCCAUCUCAAAGUUUUUCUCAACAAAGGGAAUAAAAAAUGAACAAGGUUUGUCUAAUGAACCCGUCAAGUCAAAUCUGCCACAAAGCUUGAAAGAAGAACCCUCCAUCGAGAACAGCACAGGACUUCCAUCCUCUACUGUUAAAGGUGACCAUGAUUCAACAUGUAGUCGUUCAGUUCCUCAGGAGGAGUCUACAUGGUUCACAAAUCUGCCAAAGAGCUUGAAACAGGAACCUGAAACAGAAGACGAAACAGGACUUCCAUUUCCAGGUGACCAUGAUUCAAAAUGUGAUGAAGAAGCUACAAAGCUCCCCAUAAAGCGGGACUUCGAGGAGUUCUCUGCUGAUUCAAAACCAAACACUGACACAGUUGAGAAGCCAAGUCCUGUGACAAAGAAGGGAAAACUUAAUAAGAAUGCAGGUGACAAACAACCAACACUGUUUUCUUACUUCGGAAAAAGCUAGAGCAGUAUGAUAUGGACUACUUGUUUCUUGCAAGACUAUAUGUGAUAUGGACUUUUUGUUGAGACUAGGACACCUUUUUGUAAAUGAAACCUUGUUUUUGUUGGAUCAUGUUAACUCAAAUGUCUAAAUGUGAAUUCUUUUAACUCUUUCAUUAUUCAAAAGUUAUUUUAUUUUUAA